ACUGUACUUUUUACUUCUAGUUAUGCAAGGAAUUUUGAAACCUCUGAAAGAAUCCACAGCAGGUUCAUGAAACGUCUCCUUUUGUCCAUAUAUAGCAUGACUCACCACCAAAACUCCUGUACAGUACAACCUUCGGACCGACGACACACACGCAACACAACAGCGAGCGCUUUAACGCUUCUCGCGGGCAGGUACUCUCAGCCACCUGAGCGAGAGUUUAGUGCAGCGGCGGGAGCGCGCUUCAUCAAAACGAGGCUACAGCCGGGAGCGGUUUCCUGGGUGCGUAAAGCGUCACAACGAGGCCGACUGCGGUAUGCGAAGACGCAGGUGUUCCCGAACUAUCCCAGUGUUUUAGAGCGGCGGGAGCGCGCUUCAUGGAAACGAGGCUGCGGUCGGGAGCGGUUUCCUGGGUGCGUAAAGCGUCACGUCGAGGUUCAACGUUAGCCGUGCGUGUGAAGGAGUUGAGACGAGCGGGAUACUGAGUGAAUUUACGCCUUUGUCCGACGACAGUGUGGAAGAAUCAUCCUGAGGACACAGGAGGAGGAGGCGAAGACAGGAGACGGGCCGAAGACAUUGCGGACCGAUACUUAACUUGGAAUAUUUCCGACCACCACCAGCCGUUUCGGGGAGGAGAGUUCAUUAAGUGGAGUGCGGGACACGCGAAGCCCCCUGGGGAGGGCGAGAGCGCGCAGCGGGAGAGUCUUGGCUGAGAAAGAUGAAUAAAAACCACCGAAUAGCGAGCAACCUGAGACUCAGCUCCGUGGAGGUGAAGAGUAAGUUUGGUGCGGAAUUCCGUCGGUUCUCCCUUGACCGGUCAAAGCCGGGUCGUUUUGAAGAGUUCUACGGUCUGCUGCAGCACGUGCAUCGGAUCCCUAAUGUGGACUUGCUGGUGGGCUACGCAGACGUUCAUGGGGACCUGUUGCCCAUCAACAAUGAUGACAACUAUCACAAGGCCAUUUCCACGGCCAAUCCACUGCUGCGCCUCUUCCUUCAGCGAAAAGAGGAAGCAGACUAUUCAGCUUUCGGCACCGACUCUCUGACCCGCAAGAAAACUGUCCUGUCAGCGGUGUUGCUGCGGCCUGAUAACAACCGCAAGAAGCCCCCAGUUAUCAUUAGUCUGCCGCGGGACUUCCGGCCCGUCUCAUCCAUCAUCGAUGUGGACAUACUGCCGGAGACUCAUCGUCGCGUGCGACUCUACAAGCAUGGCCAAGACAAGCCGCUGGGCUUUUAUAUCCGUGACGGCUUCAGUGUUCGUGUCACACCACAGGGCUUGGAAAAGGUCCCGGGUAUCUUCAUCUCACGCAUGGUGCCAGGGGGGCUGGCAGAGAGCACAGGCCUGCUAGCUGUCAACGACGAGGUGCUUGAGGUCAAUGGCAUCGAGGUUUCGGGAAAGUCGCUGGACCAGGUCACUGAUAUGAUGAUUGCAAACAGCCACAACCUGAUUGUGACAGUGAAGCCGGCAAACCAGCGCAACAAUGUGGUGCGACAUAGCGGUGCAUCGGGCAGCUCGGGUCGCUCUACUGACAGCGGGGCCAGUCACCACAGCUACACAGCCUCAAGCCACAUGCCUGUCACUCACAUCAUCCAGAACUUCCAGUCUGAGGAUCUGGAGAGCGAUGAGGAUGAGGAUCUGGUGAUCGAGGCAGGAGGUGAAGCCCUGUCCAUUCCCCGUUCGGCUUCUGGAAGCCGCAGCAUGCCCUCGCUUCCACGCUACGAGCUACAUCUGGGCCUCAAGCCCAAUGGUUCCAUGGUAACCUCUGGCAGUGCUGGUUCCCUCAGUGCCCCUGACAGUGAGCAUCGUAGCCUCGAGGAGGAUGGAACAGUCAUCACGCUGUAGGGAGAUGCAUCAGCCCACUCCCCCUGCCAAAUAUAUGUGCCAUAGGACUGAGAUGAUCCUCCACACCUCUUUGGCUUUGAGAAGUCAGCGAGAUGACCGACUGUUUAAUGUAAUAAUGAGAGUCUCGCCAAGGGAUGAGGCCACAUACAGGUCUCCUUCAUUUUAAGAACUUUGUACAAAAUCAUAAAGAACUACUUUUAAUGUUAAGAGUCUCGUAACCUCCCAUAGGAGGGUGAGGGCACAUCUUCAGCAUCUGGAGCCGACAAUGAAUGCACAUGUCUGCAAGCAUGGAGCCUUGAAUUUUCUAAAGAGAGGAAGGAUACAACUCAUAUCAUUACAAUGCUUAUUUACUCUUUUUAUGUGUACAAUUUUUACCUUGUUCUUUUGAGUGACAACAACUCUUGAUGAGUUGUGAAUUACAUUUCUGUGAAUGGGAGAGGGAGAGCAGGGUUUGCAAUAUUAGUCCCAGUUAAGAGACCAAUCAGCAGUGUAGAUUUAGUAUUAAACUAGUGGCAAGAUGGCACAACUAUUUCUUCAGAUUAAAAAGUAAAAUCUUAGACUUCACUGUAUUAUAGAUUGAAUAAUUACUCACUUAAAAUUACAAAAAACACUGGAUAUAUGGUUUUUUUGGGAACAUUUUAGUGUGACCAAUGUGAGUACCAAGCUGGGAAAGGAGAGAUAUUCCCCUGGGAAUACAUACUGGUUGAAUCAGGGCAUCGGGCAAUCAGGGAGUCUUGUGUGUAUCUUGAUGGAAAUUUAGGUCCCCACUACCACCUGCUUACCUGUCUCUGAAAGGUGAGAUGCUGGGUAAUUGUUGUAAAUUUAUUUUUCUUCACUUAUGUUGAACCACACUAACGCAGUCAAUGUGUUUAGUUUUUAGCACUACUGUCCUGACAGGUAAGACUGGGGGUAUGAAACACUGUCAUCUUACUUUGAAAUGUGUGAGGCAGGCUUGACCGUAAUAGAUUUCACUAAAACGAUGCAUUUGCAUUUCCUCAAGUACAUCUGUGUGACUAUAGGGGAUGGGCCACAUAUUCAGAAGCCUCAUAAUCGCAUUCCUAGUGUUUGAAGUUCUUCUGCUGAUUUAUCGACUGUAUAGCCACCCUUGGAACCUGUGCUUUCGUUCUCUGCAUGGAGAAUCUGUACGAUCUGGAUACUUCAAGCACGCUUUUUUCCAUGAGUGAAACUGGAUGCAUACAACCAGCAGUGGGAGUGUUCAAUAGAAAGAAAACAUGAGACUUUUCUUGAGCCAGGGACCAUGCUUUUUUUCCCCUCUUAGAUUUACCUGGUAAAACCAGAAAUCAUCUAUAGAAUUAAAGCUGACUCGUUUUGUAGCUUUGUACUCUAAAGUAGGAUAUCUCACCUUGUUACUGGAGUAACGAGUUCUCCACUGGACAUAAAGCGGGAGUCUACCCCCCCCCCCUUUUUUUUUUAAUUUUUUUU
Messenger RNA from Scleropages formosus (Asian bonytongue), 3280 nucleotides. RefSeq names its product par-6 partitioning defective 6 homolog beta (C. elegans) (gene pard6b). Gene Ontology annotation, biological process: regulation of cellular localization; centrosome cycle; establishment or maintenance of cell polarity. The transcript is spliced from 4 exons. The record is from RefSeq and is a predicted model, not a curated record. Gene Ontology annotation, cellular component: cell cortex; nucleus; apical plasma membrane. Gene Ontology annotation, molecular function: protein binding. Lineage: Eukaryota; Metazoa; Chordata; Actinopteri; Osteoglossiformes; Osteoglossidae. Bases 716 to 1837 code for a protein of 373 amino acids.